AUGAACGUCGGACUGCUGCUAAUGCUUCUCUUGGAGGGGAUUCCUCCUCCAGCUGGCAUGGGCGGACAAGCAAGACACCUCAUCCAGCAAGCGUACCAAGCAGAACUCGAUGUGAUAGCCGAAGUAGCAGCUCCAAAGGAUCGGGAGAUUCUCGCGAAGCAGCGCAGCUCACACUGGGCUAAGAUGUUGUUCUCUUCGCGCAUCUACUUCGAUGGAUCGAUGAGUAACCUAUUUCGCAUGGAUAGCUCUACAAUUGGCGCUUUGAUACGGACUGUGACCCCCCAUCUCACAACAGGAAGAAUGGCACCAGAUGCUGUGUUGCCUCCAGUGAGAGUAGCUGUCUUCUUGUAUCUAUGUGCUCAGGGCACAUCGCUGGAAGCCACAGCAGAUCGUAUCGAUGAAGAAGAAGUAAAGACCGAGCGCCGCCGCUACUCGGCGGCAUCCGAGGUGACGGUCCCGGCCUACUUCAACGACUCGCAGCGUCAGGCGACUAUAUAUGCUGGAGCUAUUGCUGGUUUGAACGUGCUGCGUAUCAUUAAUGAGCCGACGGCUGCUGCGAUCGCCUAUGGGCUCGACAAGAAAGGAGGCGAGCACAACGUGCUGAUCUUCGAUCUCGGAGGCGGCACGUUCGACGUCUCACUGCUAACUAUUGAAGACGGGAUCUUCGAGGUCAAGGCGACGGCGGGUGACACGCACUUGGGCGGUGAAGACUUCGACAACCGUCUGGUCGAGUUCUUCGUGACCGAGUUCAAGCGUAAGCACCGCAAGGAUAUGACGUCGAACCAGCGAGCUCUACGUCGUCUUCGUACGGCGUGCGAACGCGCCAAGCGGACGUUGUCCACUUCGGCGCAGGCGUACAUCGAGAUCGACUCGCUGUUUGACGGCGUGGACUUCAACUCGACCAUCACGCGUGCGCGGUUCGAAGACUUGUGCAGCGAUUAUUUCCGCAAGACCAUGGAUCCUGUUGCGCAGGUUUUACGAGACUCUAAACUGUCCAAGAACCAGGUGAACGAGAUCGUAUUGGUCGGAAGCUCGACGCGUUCGAAGGUGCAGCAGUUGCUGAAGGAUUUCUUCAACGGGAAGGAGCUGUUCAAGUCCAUCAACCCGGACGAAGCCGUCGCGUACGGCGCCACCGUGCAGGCUGCGAUUCUGAGUGGCAACGAGUCGUCUUCAAAGCUGCAGGACCUGUUGCUACUGGACGUCGCGCCGUUGUCGCUGGGCCUGGAGACAGCCGGUGGCGUCAUGACUAAGCUCAUUCCACGCAACAAUAGCACUCUCAGCCUCACUGGAAAGUAUCGUUCCUUGUCCACUACACCGAAGAUUCUUUGUGAUGGCCAUGUCCACCUUCGCAAACGGCUUGUAUCUGCGCUGCCUGCUUUUUCCACUUCGAUAUCUGUUUUUGCUUGCGCUUUCUGUCUGAGCUAG
Phytophthora infestans T30-4 is the source of this 1425-nucleotide messenger RNA. Its product is annotated as hsp70-like protein. The record is from RefSeq and is a predicted model, not a curated record. NCBI's taxonomy places the organism in Eukaryota, Oomycota, Peronosporomycetes, Peronosporales, Peronosporaceae. Gene Ontology annotation, molecular function: ATP binding; misfolded protein binding; heat shock protein binding. Gene Ontology annotation, biological process: cellular response to unfolded protein; protein refolding. The coding region runs from base 1 to 1425 and encodes 474 amino acids. Gene Ontology annotation, cellular component: cytoplasm. The transcript has 3 exons.